GUCGUCAGCACUCGCUCGCCAACCCUUCUCUCGCCCCCCUUCUGCUCUUCAACCUGCCUCUCUACCAGCUCUUGUUUCCCUCAUGCAGUAGCAAUUAUUUACUUUUUCAUCCAUUGGGAUUGCUGCCAAACCCACCUAUGCUAUCCUGGCUCGUCUGAAACCUUACCUCCUCCUCGUUAACAUCAUCAUCACCGCACUGGACGUCUCUGCUCACGACCACAGCUGGCUGCUCAAAGUUGACCGAAUUUUGCCUUCACGGUGCCAUACGCCCAAACCACAGCCAUGAACCCUCAUCAGCAGAAUAAGAUCGACAUCAAUUCUCUGAGCCCCGAUGAACAGCGUCUUUUGCGGCUGUAUGGGAAAAUUCCAAACAAGAAAGACCUGCUCCAAAAUAAGCUGAAGGAACGAAAAUAUUUUGACUCGGGCGACUAUGCUCUUAGCAAAGCCGGCAAAGCAUCCGACGUUGGAGUCACCAGCAUCGGUUCCCGUCAUCCUGUCCCGGAAAAUAUCCCUCACCUGACUGCAACCUCACCUCCCCAAGCAAGCCCCAUUCCCGGACAUUUCAAUGGUCAUUCCCCAACCCAGACUGGCGGAUCCCAUAACGGGUUACCCGUCGGGAUGAGCCGUAGUCCGAUCCGAGAAAGUAACUUCCCACACCGAAAGUCGAGUCUGGGAGAUAGCGGGCUUGGGGAGGAGGGCCAGAAAGAGAGGUCCAAAGACGCUGGUGAGGGUCUCACUAGUGCUGAAGCGCGCAAUCGUGACACCAAAGAAGGGAGCAUAAGUCCUCCACGAGUCACAGGCGGUUUGCCAAUUCGGAGAUAGUCUUGAAGUUCCCCCGGCGUGAAGUGAAAGGGGAGAGAAUUUGGCUACAAUCUUGAAGUUGGUGGUAUGAUUUGCUUAUUGAGAUGGCAACCGUUAAACAGUUCUUUGCACUGGGUGAUUCAUAUGGAGUACCGAAUGGGUAUGGAUAUAUCGUGGGUGUCCGCUUGUGGAAUGCUGAGUGGUCAGUGAGCUUUCCAGGGCUGUGAGCCUGGAAUCUCGUUGUGGAGCUCCUUUGCUUUUUAUCCUUACUGUUACUGCUCCCUUCCUUAUCCCAUAUCUAAAAGACCCUCGCAUGUCCUCAACAAGCUGUCCAACUAGUCUGGACUUUACGUUGCUUCCCAGCUCCUUUGACCACAACUUCUCUUCUUCUCCUUCACUCUCUAAAACCAGCCUACUCAUCCCUCCCCAAUACUUCCCUCUCCCCUUCUCCUUGAGCAACCCGUGACAUCCCUUCUGUCUCUCUGCGUAUCUGUUUUUGGGAUUAAUGGGGCUUUAUCUGUCACCCUGUGUUUCCUCUCAUGACCAAGUAACUCUGCAUUUGUUAUGAAAGCAUUCUGCCUCUAUAUCCAAAUCAACACCACUACUUUUCCACGCCUCUAGUUAUUUUCUCUUGACCUUUUUCUUUACCUGUGAUGUCCCUUUUCCUCUGCUUUUUCGCCUGUUUUUCCCCCUUUUUCUAAAAUUUUCUGACAUGAAAUGUGUUUUUCCUGUGUUGUCAUGCUUCCGGCUGAGAAGCGUUCAUCAUUUGCAACUGCUCUGCUGAUUUACUAAAUCAAGUCCAAGUAUAUUUAUUUUCCAAAUGACGGCAAUGAUAUUCAAUUCAAUGCUUUCAAA
Coccidioides immitis RS is the source of this 1656-nucleotide messenger RNA. Its product is annotated as cAMP-regulated phosphoprotein family protein Igo1. The transcript has 3 exons. The record is from RefSeq and is a predicted model, not a curated record. Lineage: Eukaryota; Fungi; Ascomycota; Eurotiomycetes; Onygenales; Onygenaceae. Gene Ontology annotation, molecular function: protein phosphatase inhibitor activity. Gene Ontology annotation, cellular component: cytoplasm. The coding region runs from base 283 to 822 and encodes 179 amino acids.